GGAAUUAAAUCUUCGAAAUUUCGUGGGACUCGAAGAGUUGAAGAGCGUGCUUCCUUAAUCCAAAGCACAGUUUCGAAGGCUCCUCCAAUAAAAUCCAGCAAUGGGGAGAGCGUUUGUGUACGUGAUAGUAGGCGGAGGCGUGGCAGCCGGCUACGCCGCCCUUGAAUUCACCAAGAAAGGAGUCUCUCAUGGCGAGCUCUGCAUCAUUUCUGAAGAAUCUGUUGCGCCUUAUGAGAGACCGGCCUUAAGCAAAGGUUAUCUUCUACCAGAAGGCCCAGCACGCCUCCCAUCCUUCCACACUUGUGUAGGUGCUAAUGAGGAAAGGUUAACGCCAAAAUGGUACAAGGAACAUGGGAUUGAACUGGUUCUUGGAACACGGGUUAAGUCUGCAGAUGUCAAGCGGAAAACGUUGGUAACAACCACUGGUGAAACUAUAAGCUACAAAAUUCUCAUCAUUGCAACAGGUGCUCGGGCUUUGAAGCUUGAAGAGUUUGGACUUGGCGGAUCAGAUGCUGGCAAUGUCUGCUAUUUACGUGACUUGGCUGAUGCAGAUAGGCUGGUUAAUGUUAUGCAAUCCUGUAUUGGUAAGAAUGCCGUUGUAAUUGGUGGUGGAUACAUAGGAAUGGAGUGUGCUGCAUCUUUGGCAAUAAACAAGAUAAAUGUCACCAUGGUUUUCCCAGAGGCACAUUGCAUGGCCCGUUUAUUUACACCCAAGAUUGCUAGUUACUAUGAGAAGUAUUACAUGGCUAAAGGAGUGAAGUUCAUUAAAGGAACUGUUAUGUCAUCUUUUGAACUGAACACUGAUGGAAUGGUUACAGGAGUUAAACUUAGGAAUGAGAAUCGUCUUCCCGCAGAUAUGGUUGUGGUGGGAAUUGGAAUCCGUGCUAACACAUCCCUAUUUGAAGGCCAACUAACUCUGGAGAAGGGAGGGAUUAAGGUGAACGGGAAAAUGCAGACGAGCAACAGCUCAGUCUAUGCCAUUGGUGAUGUUGCCGCAUUUCCUGUCAAACUUUUUGGCGAAACCCGCAGGCUUGAACACGUUGACUCCGCGCGAAAAUCAGCUCGGCACGCUGUGGCCGCAAUCAUGGAGCCGGAGAAGACCGGCGAAUUCGACUACCUGCCAUUCUUCUACUCCCGCGUCUUCACCUUGUCUUGGCAGUUCUACGGGGACAAUGCAGGCGAGGUUGUCCACUUCGGGGAUUUUGAAGGAAAGACCAUCGGGGCUUAUUGGGUUAGCAAGGGUCAUCUUGUGGGUUCGUUCCUAGAAGGCGGAACCAAGGAGCAGUACGAGGCUAUAUCCAACGUCACGAUGCUCAAGCCAGCAAUCGAAGAUUUAGCCGAGCUUGAGCGACAGGGUCUGGAAUUCGCUUUGGCAGCAAACCAGAAGCCGUUGCCACCGCCUCCACAGCCCCAGGCUCCUGAUGUCAGGGGCUCUGCCUUGGCUCUGGACAAGCCUCUAUAUGCGUGGCACGCAACUGCCGGAGUAGUAGUUGCGACGUCGGUAGCUGCGUUUGCGUAUUGGUAUGGGUGGAGACGCAAAAGGUGGUGAGGGAGUUGGCAAUGUAUGUGGCAAUGGGGGGAGUGGAUCCGUGUAGUCGAUGGUUGAUAAUAACCAUGUUGUAACAGGUUAUACAGUUGGGGAAUUUAAUAUACUUGCUGUCUUAUGCCAUAUAUAGUUGUUACCUCAAUUCCAAUAUCAAUGCACUUUAUCAGGUUUCCGUCGA
Messenger RNA from Diospyros lotus (date-plum), 1724 nucleotides. Its product is annotated as monodehydroascorbate reductase 4, peroxisomal. NCBI's taxonomy places the organism in Eukaryota, Viridiplantae, Streptophyta, Magnoliopsida, Ericales, Ebenaceae. The coding region runs from base 101 to 1549 and encodes 482 amino acids. Gene Ontology annotation, molecular function: oxidoreductase activity, acting on NAD(P)H; flavin adenine dinucleotide binding. The record is from RefSeq and is a predicted model, not a curated record. The transcript has 7 exons. Gene Ontology annotation, cellular component: cytoplasm.